This is a messenger RNA of Necator americanus (New World hookworm), 360 nucleotides long. RefSeq lists its product as uncharacterized. The transcript has 5 exons. Bases 1 to 360 code for a protein of 119 amino acids. NCBI's taxonomy places the organism in Eukaryota, Metazoa, Nematoda, Chromadorea, Rhabditida, Ancylostomatidae. The record is from RefSeq and is a predicted model, not a curated record.
AUGUAUCUGUGUGUUCCAAGGGAAACCAAAACAUUGCAGAAGUUUGGGCUCAAUGAGGAUUUCGCAUUUGUUCUGAAUCGGUUGAGGGGUGCUGACAAGAAUGUACUAACUGUGCUCAAGGAAUUCUACGACUUGUUCUUUGAGAUAGUCCUUGGAACUAAGACCGUGGAAGCGGGACUCGCCGAGAUUUUGAAGAAGUUCUCUGAAAUCAGUCCUGAAAUGCGGCAGAAAAUCGACGAUUUAUUCAAAUUAACAUCAGAAGAUGUGAAGCCACAUAUCACAAAAAAUAUGAAGUUAAUCUUUAAAAAAAUAGUAUUGGUUUUGGUCGAGACAUGCUGUUGGUCUCCGUUACGUAUCUAA